UGGUCGGAGAAUUGAGGCGGCGAUUUGGAGAACUCACAUCUGCUGGUUGUAAGUCCAGUCGACGUUUGAGGCUCAGGCCCAGGGUUCGCCUCCGAUGGGCGGGCGGGUGAGCACUUCUAGCAGCUUCCAGCACCUGUGCCGCACCAAUGCCGACUGGAUGUCGCAGCUGCGUCCCCAGCUCUGGGAAGUCCCCCUGCACCACCUCUCCAUCCCAGGGAGCCACGACACCAUGACCUACUGCUUGAACAAGAAGUCCCCAAUUUCCCAGAAGGAGUCCCAGCUGCUGCAGCUCCUGAGCAAAGUGCUGCCCUUCAUCACCCGCCCCUUGGUCUUCAAGUGGUCGGUCACACAGGUUCUGAACAUCACAGAGCAGCUGGAUGUGGGGGUCCGGUAUCUGGACCUGCGGGUGGCGCACAUGGCGGGGGGCUCCGAGAAGAACCUGCACUUCGUGCACAUGGUCUACACGACCGCCCUGCCCCAGGACACGCUGACUGAGAUCUCCGAGUGGCUGAAGAACCACCCCCAGGAGGUGGUCAUCCUGGCCUGCAGGAACUUCGAGGGGAUGACAGAGGACCUGCACGAGUACCUGGUGUCCUGCAUCAAGAUCAUCUUCGGGGACAUGCUGUGCCCCCGUGGGGAGGUGCCCACGCUGCGGCAGCUGUGGGCGUGUGGCCACCAGGUGGUCGUCUCCUAUGAGGACGAGGGCUCCGUGAGCAGACACAGGGAGCUGUGGCCAGGCAUCCCGUACUGGUGGGGGAACAAGGUGAAGACCAGCGACCUCAUCCAGUACCUGGAGUUCAAGAAGAGCGUCGGGCGCCCAGGUGGGUCACGUCUGUUUGUGGCGGGCAUCAACCUCACGGAGAACCUGGUGUACCUGCUCACGCACCUCUCUGAGUCCCUGCAGACGAUGACAUUGCCCAGACUCCCGUGCCUGGAAGCCUGGGUCCGAGAGCAGUGCCCGGGGCCCGGCUCCCGCUGCACGAACAUCAUCGCGGGCGACUUCAUCGGUGCAGACGAUUUUGUCAGCAACGUCAUUCGGCUCAAUGACAAGCUGCUGAGGUUCUGACCUGCUGCUUCGUGUGUCCAGUACGUGGUGACCGUCAGUCACCGAGGCCCUCUGUGGAGUCCAGUACACAGCAGCUCCGAGGGCGACCCUCAGUCCUACAAGUUUGGCACCAUUUUUGUGACCAAAAGCCAGCAAGGACAACCGGGGUCCUGUGGGGUCUUUGUGGGGUCUGCUCAGCCUCCUCCUGCCUCCCUUGCAUGGAGCCUUACACUGGCAGUGGUCCGAGUUUCUGCACUGGGAUGGAAUUAGUAUAUAUGCGGAUGAUUAAAGAUGAUACAACAGCAUCUUGGAAGGAAGAAGGACCUGUAGUGUGGGGUUCUGUCCUUCUGGGGUUCAUCCCGUCUGUGCUGCCGUUACUGAGGAGAGGGGCUCAUCAGGCGACCUCUUUUGAGUGGCUUUGAGAGCAUCAGCAUACCAUUUGGGUAGCUCCAAGGGCCUGCUAACAUGCUCAGUGCUCAAGAUUAUUAUGCUGGUUGGAUAGGACUGAGAGCGCUGGAAUCCUACUGAGAAAAUAAAAAAACAACAAAGAAUAAUAAUUCCAACGAAAUCAAGGACUGUUCCCUUUUUCUCAGUCCAGCAGGCUUCCUAGCAGCUUGCUGGUUUUAGUUCAGUUUUUCCAAGUGUUAACAGGAAUGAAUUUAAUGGAAUGUUCAAGGAGUUUAUUACAAACACGGAAAUGACUGGCAGUGUUACAGAGAACGGCAUUGAGUAUGUGUUUCCCUCACACUUCCCGGGGGCCUCUCUCUGUAAUGUUUUCUUUACUGGGGUAAGAACACAGGUGGAGCAGGUGUAACACAGGUAUAACACGUGUAUAACGGGCCCUGCUCCAAGCCCUUGCUGUGACCUUGCUGUUACAAGUUGUUUUCUCGUCCUCAUGACUGUCCCUUGGACACUGCUCAUGUCUUCCCUGGGGUAAGAACACGGGUGGAGCAGGUAGAACACACAUAUAACGAGCCCUGCUCCAAGCCCAUGCUGUGACCUUGCUGUUCCAAGUCGUUUCUCGUCCUCACAACUGCCCCUUGGACUCUCCCCAGUCUUCUCUCUCACCUAGCCACUUCAGACAAGGUUCCCUGACCUUCCUCCUUUCUCUGCCCAGUCGUUCCAGGCCCAGGUGCAGUGGCUGCAUUGCUCCCUCUGGUGCGGACUGAAACUCAAACCUCUUGUCCUGACUCUCAUAUUUUUGCUCUCUUCACUGCACCUGUGAUUCUCUCCUUCCUCCCAAGGCCACAGCUUGGUGUUUGUCAGUUUUCCAACUUUCUUUCCCUCCUUUUGUCUCAAGGGCUUGUGGCAGACUGGCCAUUUUCCAAGGAGGUUUUGCUCUGUUUUCUGACAUCAGGGGUUCAGGUUUCAAAAACUAAAAAAGAUCCCAGAAAUACCUCAUUUUCUACAUGUAGAUUUUAGAAUCAGUAAUUUAAGUUUUUGGCCAAGUAGUGGACACUGAUCAUCAUUCCUAUCUCACUUCCUUCUGAAGACAGGAGCUGGGAACUCUUCUAUGGCUCAUGUUCUGGAAUAUUCCUCGUAUAGUGGAAGCACAUUAGACAUUAGGUUUUCUUAGGAGAGUAUUAAAAAUGACUAUUCAAUCCAUGUUGGAAUGAAUUCUCUUUGCAAUUCAAUUAGUCAUUUUCCAAAAGAGAAUCUGUUUUUGUCUUUGAUCCCUUAAAUGAAAGUACCUGGAAUCCAGAAAGACAAACUUGGGGACCAUAUCCCACUAGCUAUCUCAGACCCGUGACUCUGCUGGGUCAGGCUCCCCAGAAGAAAUGAACUCGAUGCUCAGGAAGAACAAGUCGAAGAUGAAGAAACAUGUUUUAACGAGAAGUCUGUGACUUAAUGACCAUCAUUUACCUCUGAACCUGUAUCACAAUUACCCCAGAUCUGCAUCAGGAACUAUCCAACAUGCAUCAUUCAAUUCUACAGAAUAAUUAAAGGAAAUCAAAGUCAGAUAUGUGUAUAGGUUUUUAUUACAACACAGGAAGCUUCAUUGUAAAACCCAGGAAGGAUCAUUAGAAAACGUUAGGUCAUUUGAUACUUUUUGCAGGUCAUAGGGGGUUUAAAAGAAAUCAGAUCGUGCCUUCUUCCUCUUAAGUUUAUUUUUGUGAUACAAAUUCAAGAAGUGAAUCAUAUUUUUGAAUCUCUUAAGUAUUUUAAGCUGUUCCAUGGGGACAUUAAGCAGAGGUUCUGUAUUUAACAUUCAAGAUGAACUUUCGAGACUUUUGUAUUUGGGGGGAUGUGUUAUCCUAAGGGGAAAUAUCCCUCUGGCAGGGCAUGGCCUCCUGGUCACCUGCCUGGGCCGCGGCCC
Messenger RNA from Trichechus manatus latirostris (Florida manatee), 3362 nucleotides. It is a transcript of the gene PLCXD1, whose product is annotated as phosphatidylinositol specific phospholipase C X domain containing 1. Gene Ontology annotation, biological process: lipid metabolic process. The record is from RefSeq and is a predicted model, not a curated record. Lineage: Eukaryota; Metazoa; Chordata; Mammalia; Sirenia; Trichechidae. The coding region runs from base 95 to 1066 and encodes 323 amino acids. Gene Ontology annotation, molecular function: phosphoric diester hydrolase activity. The transcript is spliced from 7 exons.